ACUCGGGCUGAGCCAAGGACGAGCAAGGUAUCGUGUCACUUCGAGAUAUCCGCCCACUGCGGAUGACUUGCUAACGAGUAUAUAAGGCCAAAUCGAGACCUUUUCCACAUCAGUUGCUCGUAACUCAGCCAACAUGAAGUUCGUGAUCUUCGCCAUCCUCGUCACAGUGGCUUGUGCUGCCCCUCAGUCAACCAGAUACGAAGCCCCUGCUGCUUCUUCGACCAGAUCUGACUCGGGAGAACGCGUGGCCAUCUUGAGGGACGAAAGAAUUAUGGAGGAAGACGGUAGAUUCAACGUCGAAUUCGAGGCCGCCAACGGCAUCCACUUCGCUAAGGCUGGAUCGCCCGAUGCUGAAAAUGGGGCUGUUAUCCAGGCCGGACAGUACUCCUACACUGCUCCUGAUGGCACCGAGGUUCUAGUAAAGUUCGUGGCCAACGAAAACGGCUUCCAGCCCGAGUCCGACCUCCUGCCAGUGGCUCCCGAAUUCCCCCACCCAAUUCCCCAGUUCGUCCUCGACCAGAUCGCCUUUGCCGCUGAGGAAGACGCUCGCCGUGGGCGUGAAGGAUCCUUCGAGAGGUCAGCCUCCGUCCGUGCCCCAUCCACCUCUUAUGGGAGGCCCAAUUAAAACGUCUGGCGGACAAUGAAUCCUCUUGCUGACUUGAAUUCCGAAACAUUUUUUUUAUUUUGUCUAUUUAUUUCAAAUUGUACCUAGCUUCUGUAAAUUAAAACUAAUACUGUA
This is a messenger RNA of Macrobrachium nipponense, 739 nucleotides long. Its product is annotated as cuticle protein AMP1A-like. Bases 134 to 625 code for a protein of 163 amino acids. The record is from RefSeq and is a predicted model, not a curated record. Gene Ontology annotation, molecular function: structural constituent of chitin-based larval cuticle. Gene Ontology annotation, cellular component: chitin-based extracellular matrix. The transcript has 3 exons. Lineage: Eukaryota; Metazoa; Arthropoda; Malacostraca; Decapoda; Palaemonidae.